AUGAAUGAGAACGAGUCAGUCGACGCGCUGAGGGUUAGACUGAGUGAGGCAGAUGCGGAGUGUCGGAGGCUGCGUGCUGAAAAUGCGCAGAUGAGGCAAAGACUCGAGACAACGGCGCGAAUGACUAAUACCGGUGCACCCAGUGAUGCACCUGUGAUGCGCCAUGAGACAUCAGAUGCUGCCGAUCAUCUCAUUACCGAGCUACAGCGCAGGCUCUGGGAUGCUCUUCAACGCAAUGCUUUUCUUGAGCAAAAUUCACACGCCGAACACAACGCCCUAAUACAGACAUACGAAGGAUACAUCAAGCGACUUGAGGAUGAGCUGCAUCGCUGCCAACUUCUACUGCAGACAAGCGCAAGUGGGGCUCUCUCUGCCUCUGUGGGAGAGUGA
Trypanosoma grayi is the source of this 390-nucleotide messenger RNA. RefSeq lists its product as hypothetical. The transcript has a single exon. The record is from RefSeq and is a predicted model, not a curated record. The coding region runs from base 1 to 390 and encodes 129 amino acids. NCBI's taxonomy places the organism in Eukaryota, Euglenozoa, Kinetoplastea, Trypanosomatida, Trypanosomatidae.